Molecule: messenger RNA, 443 nt
Organism: Vigna unguiculata (cowpea)
Lineage: Eukaryota; Viridiplantae; Streptophyta; Magnoliopsida; Fabales; Fabaceae
Product: EPIDERMAL PATTERNING FACTOR-like protein 8
Biological process (GO): stomatal complex development; guard cell differentiation
Source: RefSeq, a predicted model, not a curated record
CUUCUUCACUGUGACUAAUUGUAUCAAACUUCAACCUAGACCCGUCACUGCUGAUGGCUCCACCUGCUAGAUCCUAUCCUCUACAUGGACUCAAACUUUCAAUCACUGUGCUUUUCAUCUUUUUCUUCUCCCUUCUACCUUCCAAAUCUGGUGGGUCAGUGAUGUUGGACACAAGAAAGGGUUUGGAGCAAAGUAAAAUGGUGAUAGGGUCAAAGCCUCCUACUUGUGUGAACAAGUGCAAGAGUUGCAGGCCUUGCAUGGCUACUCUGGUUGUUCCAAACCACCAGAAGAGGAAGAAGGGUUUCAGUUUCAGAGUUUUUUCUCAUGGGGAUGAUGAUACCUAUUAUCUUCUUUCAUGGAAAUGCAAAUGUGGUGAUAAGUUGUUUCAACCAUGAUAAUUCAUCUUCUUCAACCAUUGACUUUUCUGUAUAUGUAACCAGAAA